Molecule: messenger RNA, 1239 nt
Organism: Doryrhamphus excisus (bluestripe pipefish)
Lineage: Eukaryota; Metazoa; Chordata; Actinopteri; Syngnathiformes; Syngnathidae
Product: elongin-B-like
Biological process (GO): transcription elongation by RNA polymerase II
Cellular component (GO): VCB complex; elongin complex
Molecular function (GO): protein binding
Source: RefSeq, a predicted model, not a curated record
CUGCUCUUUCGUGAAUACAACGUGCUGGUGUCAAUUGUGCAAUAGCCGUACGUGGCGCAGGCGCAGUCUGGGAGGUUCUGCUGCACUACUUGGGCUGGCGCAUCGGGCUAGCUAGCUGAUUACUUGAGAUGGAUGUGUUCUUAAUGAUCCGGCGUCACAAGACCACAAUCUUCACAGAUGCCAAGGAGUCCACCACAGUCUAUGAACUGAAACGUAUUGUUGAGGGAAUUCUUAAGAGACCGCCCGAGGACCAGCGUCUCUACAAAGAUGACCAGAUGCUAGACGACAGCAAAACUCUGGGUGACAGUGGAUUUACCAACCAGACCGCCAGGCCACAGGCCCCAGCUACAGUUGGUCUGGCUUUCCGAAUCAAUGAUGAGAUGUUCGAGCAGCUGCACAUCGAGGCCUUCUCCAGCCCCCCAGAACUCCCCGAUGUGAUGAAGCCUCAGGACUCUGGCAGCACGGCCAACGAACAGGCUGUGCAGUGAUUUCCCAGAGUCACAGAAGUGCGCGCGCGCGGGAUUACCUGCAGUGAAGAAGAAGUAGUAGGGGUGGAGGAUCUGUAGUCUCAUUUCACUUGAUGGACGGGGGGACAUUUAUGGGUAACCACGCCUGUCCAAUGUUACCUUUAUGCUAUCACCGCAGCAGCCCCUCCAUAUUUACUUCACAUCAGGGUUUUUUUUUUGUUUGUUUUUUUCCAAGUAAAUUUCCACUUGGGUUCUCCUCCUCCUCCUCCACUUUGGCUCCAAUCUCUUGAGUGGUUUUGAAAGUGUGAAUGCAUUUUGUGUGUGUGACUUAUAAUUAUUUUCAUUAAUAUUUUUGGAAAAAGUGAAGGUGUAGUAGCGUAGAAGUAAAAAAAAAAAUGCAUGUGUAAGGAGCGUGGUGUGUAAAUGGGAGAAAAACUGCAUGACCGAGAGGGCUUUAUCUUCUUCACCUGUUAUAGUUUCCGUAUACGUCAUGCUGUACAUCUCCUUUUAAACAAAAAAAAAGAAAAAAGUAUUUUUGUUGAAGUUAUUGUUGUCUUUUUGUGUCAUCACUGUCUUAGUUCAUGAUUUCAUUUCCCCCAUCUGAGACCAAAGCCGGGUACACGUUGGACACUGAAAAGAAAGUUCAUUUUAGAAGGCUUUCCGUCACAAGUCAUCCUUUUUUGGCAACACCCUAACCCUCUCUGAAUUCCACAAAACACCCUGUAACUGUGAGCUUGCUUAAUUAAAGGUUUUUCUUUUUGUUUUUUUUUUA